AUGAAUGAUUCCAACCUCUCGUCUGCAAUGGAUCUUUCAUUCCUGUCAGAGGAAUCGAGUUUGCAGCAAAUAGGCUCUUUGAACACGCCUAAAUUGCCCAAAGCAGAAAAGCGUAAACGUGGUAGACCGAGAACUAAACCUGUUGUACCGGUUGAAUUAGAUGCAAAUGGAAAUCCAAUCAAAAAACAACGAGGACGACCACGAAAGAACCCAACCACAGAAGCUCGUAAAAGCGCCAAAAAAGAACCUAUAUUGGAUGAAAAUGGUCUUCCGGUAAAGAAACGGCGAGGAAGGCCUAGAAAAUCUCUAAUUGAUCCAACUAAUAUAUCUUUUACUUCAGAAUCUAAGAAGAAUACUACCACUGAUAAUAAUAACAAUAUCCAGGACACAUCAGGAGGUAUUCCAAAAGCUUCGAGAGCUAAGCAUUCUCACAAUGUUCUUCCAAUUCCAAUUCAGCCAAAGAAACGAGGACGACCCAAGAAAACUGAAUCGAUUGUGAGCGUAAGGACAGAACAAUUGCAUGAAGAUAUGAACUACUCAAAUGAUAUGAAACUUAAGAUUGAAAAGAUCCUACAUAAGAAAGAUAACUACCCAAAUCUAAUCUCUUCCAGAGAUACCUUUGAUCCUAAAAAGUCGUCACACCGGAGUGACGUGAGUGAACUUGAAUCUUCCCCGGUUAAAGAUAAUAGCCAACGAAAAAGUAUACAUUGUGCGUCAAGUAGUAUUGCGGGAGUGACGGACAGCAUUUCAGCGUAUAGUAGCAAAGGUUCAACAUCAUUAUCAUCAGAUGACUCUUAUAAACCUGAAGUUGACCCGCUCGAAAAAGUACAAUCAGAUCAUCGAGCAGAUAAGGGCCGAAUAGAGUUUGGUGAUAACACAGCAUCUGAUCAACUUCAAAGAGGCACUGACAGCGCAAUUCAGACACAAGCACCUCGGAAAAGAGGAAGACCAAAAAAAUUACGAGAUGAGACUGCGGAGCCAAAGAUAAAAAGACCCAGAGGGCGUCCACCAAAGGACAAAGACAAUAAAGAUAAAAAUCAAUCUGCUUCUAACACCGAAAAGUUACCUGAAAAUCAAUGGACACUAAAUGACAUUAUAAGUUGCAGAAUGCAACAAAAGGAUCAAUUAGAAGCUUCUCCAAAGAAAAAAAUAAAACUUGCGAAGACAGCAGCUCAAUUAGGGAUUAAUGACUCCAAGGGUUCCCAGGUGGGAGAAACUUCAUUUAUGCAAUCUGUUGAAAAGAAUAAAGAUGUUUUCUUAGACUUUAAGAAGAACAAAGAAAAAGCCACAAAACCCAACACAAUCUUGGAUGACAGUUAUGAUGUCUUCAGUUUUGACAACAAUGGAACGAGCAACUUUGUGAUACCUGAAGAGGCGUUCCCUGCUCAGAGCAGUAAAAAGAAUAAAACCGAAAAAUCAAGCCCAAUGAAGCCUUUAAAAGAGCAACUGGAACUUAUUGAUACUGAUAUAGCAUUCAGCGAUGAAAGUGAAAAUGAUAGUGAUUACUCUCCCAAUGACAACCAGGACGGAGUUCAUUCAUCACCUGUUCAAAGUUUACCAGAUCGUGAACGAGAUUUGCUUCGGCCUAAGCAGAAUCCAAUAGAUGAGCCAGAACUCGCCAAUGACGUUUCAAGAGCUCAAAAUAGAAUGGAACAGGGUGCCGAUAUUAGCAAUGAGCUAGUCGAAAGUCACGCUAACAAUUUGGGUGCGGAUAACACGGAGCGAAGAACUUCAAACCGAUUAUCAGAUGAAUGGUCUUUAUCUUUAACAUUCCAAGAUGUCAACGGGCAAGGAACACCAGAUGUAUCGCCCUCCAACAAGCCAAAAGUAUCUUUCGCACCAUUUCCCUCCUCACCAGACGUGGACACUAAAGCUGUCAUUAACAAUUCUAACCAUUCUACGGAUCACCCACAUCUGGAUCAAAAAUACCAAGAUGCAGAAUCAAUAACGCAGACCACUCCUAUUGAAAGCCUACCAAAAUGGAACGUAUUACAUAACAGUGAGCUAACUUCCUUGAGUGAGGAUGUCUUAACACUUAAUAAGUAUUUCAGCGAUCUGUUAUUGUACAUGAAUAGAAUUGAUGCUUCAUUGGCUUCUGAUUUAACGGGUGAGCUGACUUUUUUCAUAAACAGCAUGCCUAAUGAGGAGCUUGCCCUGAACUUCAAGAACUGGAUUGAUCAGAAAGGAAAGGAGAUUUUUGAAUCUUUUGAAACCACCAUUAAUACAAAAAUAGAGACAUUACAACGACAAUUCUCAACAGCAAAGGAAUUCAUACAGCAAAUCGAUGACGACUCCGUCUUGCUUGAGUUUGCUAAUAGGUUUAAUAUUGACUUCUGA
Kluyveromyces lactis is the source of this 2337-nucleotide messenger RNA. RefSeq names its product survivin (gene BIR1). Bases 1 to 2337 code for a protein of 778 amino acids. NCBI's taxonomy places the organism in Eukaryota, Fungi, Ascomycota, Saccharomycetes, Saccharomycetales, Saccharomycetaceae. The transcript has a single exon. Gene Ontology annotation, molecular function: DNA binding. The record is from RefSeq and is a predicted model, not a curated record.